Messenger RNA from Stereum hirsutum FP-91666 SS1, 1206 nucleotides. RefSeq names its product MFS general substrate transporter. Gene Ontology annotation, biological process: transmembrane transport. Gene Ontology annotation, molecular function: transmembrane transporter activity. The transcript has 12 exons. The record is from RefSeq and is a predicted model, not a curated record. Bases 1 to 1206 code for a protein of 401 amino acids. Lineage: Eukaryota; Fungi; Basidiomycota; Agaricomycetes; Russulales; Stereaceae.
AUGAAGCUUGACCUACAUGGGAUGCCCUUGGUACCCCAGCCGUCUGACGACCCGUCCGACCCGUUGAACUUCGCUCAAUGGCUGAAGAUUGUCAUCCUCCUCCAGCUAUCCAUCAUGGCCCUCCUUGGACCAUUGAACCAGGCAGUCAUUAGUACCCUCACUCACACAUAUGGCAUUAAUCUCGAAAUCCCGGGAGCUUACGUGCCUCCGGCCGCCGCCCUCGGUAUUUCGACAGUGGAAGCAAGCUAUCAGACCACUAUUGCCAUCGCAUUCGCGGGAGUUGGGUCAUUCCUAUGGGUUCAUUUGGCCAAUACUUAUGGGCGACGUCCGGUCAUGCUAUUAACAACAUUGAUUGCGGCUGCAUCAAGCUUAGGCUCAGGCAAAGCAAAAAAAUGGAGCCAACUCAUUGCAGCCAGGGUAUUCAACGGCAUAGGGACGAGUUCAUUCUUCAAGUCAGGAGCAGGAUUAGUCUCGGACUGCUUCUUCCUUCAUGAAAGAGGCCGUGCCAUGGGUGUCUUUACUCUUUUUCUUACCAACUCGGCACAUGUGGCUCCCAUUCCCGGCGGAUUUCUCGGACAAUACGUGAGCUAUGAGUGGUGCUAUUAUCUCCCGGCCGUUCUGGAUAUUACUAUGUUUGUGGUAAUGCUCUUCUGCCUACCGGGACACUUUAUCAUCGCGAGCCAGUUCAAGCUUAAAUAUCCAUCCGUCAGCACCACAGCAGUGUAUUAUUCGUACACGUUUGCUUUAGGCUCGAUUCUUCCAGCUGUUACCUCGGCCACACUGUUUUCUCGUCUCUAUAAGUUUACGCCCUCUCAAACUGGCCUCGCGUUUGGCGUAGGAACCUUGAUCGGUUCGACAGUGGGUGAACUCCUUGGAGGUAUUGUUGUGGACCGUAGCAUGUAUUUGAGCCGAAAGAGGCUGCCAGGCGCAGGUGUUGUGCCCGAGGUUAGGUUGCAUGGGAUCUGGUCGGGAGCUGCCCUUCAUGCAGCAGGUUUGCUGAUCUGGGGAUUUACCAUCGCAUGUCGUACACCGUGGAUUGGUCCCACCAUAGGCUUCAGUGUCAUGUGCUUCGCCAUCUAUUAUGCAGCCGACUGCUACAGACCGCAGACCACCGAGAUAGCACAAGUGUUCAACUUUGGUCGCCAGACGUUUGGUAUGACCGUCGGGUUUUGGGCCAUCAUCGGUGGCGAUAAUUUAGGCUACUAG